AUCGCAAUGGGAGUACAACGGUUGUUGCCGUCCUGUGAAAGGAAUUUUAAAGUUCCUGAAGUCUGAGGGGCGAAAAGAGUAAGAUAUUUCUGAAAGAGUCACCAAACUGGACCUGAGGUCUGAGGAUUUCAUGGAGACACUAAAGAUGGCAGCUCUUGAAACAACUCUCCUUACUUUAGCAGCAGUCCUCCUACACAUGGCGAGAUGUCAUGGAAAUAUGGGAAAAGGAAAAGACAGCUCGCCGCUGAGGUUCACACACCACCUCUACAACACCACCAUCAACGAGAACUCUGCCCCGCGGACGUACAUUGAGACGCCAGUGAAGAUGGGCAUUGAAGUGACAGAUCUGUUCUGGGAAAUCAAAUAUAGUGUCGUCUCAGGUGAUGACGACGGCCUUUUCCAAGCAGAGGCAGUAAAAGUUGGAGAUUUCUGCUUCCUCAGGAUCAAAACACGCAGCAGUAACUCAGCUCAACUCAACAGGGAGGUCAGGGACACUUACACUCUCACCGUGGAGGCAACUGAAAACACUUAUAACUUCCAGGCAAAGACAAAGGUUUUUGUCCAGGUGCUUGACACCAACGACCUAAAGCCUCUUUUCUAUCCUGCCUCGUACAACGUGGCCAUCAGGGAAGACACUCCACUCAAGUCCAGUGUGGUCAGAGUUAGUGCUACAGACGCCGACACUGGAAGCAACGCUGAGUUUUAUUACUCUUUCACCAGCAGAGCUCAUCCGUUUGUCGUUGACCCUUUCACAGGCACAGUCAGCCUCAUCAAGAAGCUCAAUCACACGCGCACAGAGAGAUACGACCUUACUGUUUUAGCUGAGGACAGGACAAAAAAGAUGUCUGGUGUUCAGAAAUUUGGUAAUGUUGCCAGGGUUACGGUAAAUGUACAAAAGAUAUCCAUGGGGUCUCCAGUUAUCACACCUCCCCACACACCCACAGUCUCUACAGACGGCAAAAUAACUAUCAAUGUCCACGUGGAGGAUGGAGUAAAGCCUGUGGAAUCCCUUAAUAUUGUUGGAGGGGAUCCCCACAAGUGUUUUGAGAUAAUCCCCUUAGGUGUGCAGGGCAAUGACUUCCAAGUGAUCUCUACAAAGAGGAUUAUCUGGUCUCAAACUCCUUUUGGGCUGAAUUUGUCGCUUCAAGCUAAAGAUAGGAGCUUCCCGAGUUUACUCUCUCCAAUUGCACAAAUACACAUUCCAGCCGAUCUUUACAGCCCUUUGGCAUUUAUUGAAGACACCUACAUUGUCACACUGAGUGAAUUUUCACCCCCUAAAGCUCAUGUAGUUAAGGUUUCCGUUACCCCAGUCCCUUAUAAUGUUACCUUUGCUAUCAAAAAUAAUCCAGACAGCAGUAAAUUCAAGAUAAAUCCCAAAACAGGAAUUAUCAUAACAACAGAGAAAUUGGACUAUGAGAUAAAGGAUCGGUAUGAGUUUGAUGUAGUAGCCAAUUAUGGUGAAGCCGAGACUCACAUAGUGGUUGAGGUAACGGAUGAAAACGACAACAGCCCACAGUUCACCCGCACCUCCUAUCAGGCCACACUGGAUGAAAACACCCCCGUUGGCAGCAGUGUUUUGAAAGUAGCAGCCACAGACAAAGAUAAAGGCAAAAAUGGAUUUGUGACUUACUCUAUUGCCAACUCAGGCCCCUUACCUUUCACAAUAGACUCAUUCACAGGUGUUAUCUCAACUUCCGAACACUUAGACUACGAGCUGAUGAAACGCCGGUACCACCUGAGAGUUUGGGCCUCAGACAGCGGCAGCCCCUUCAGUCAGGUCAGUGAAUGCCCCGUGACGAUAACCCUGAACAACAUGAACGAUAACAUCCCUCUGUUCGAAAGGGUGGGCUGCAACAUCACAGUACCUGUAGAUUUACCCGUGGGGCACACAAUCGUUGAGCUUUCAGCCAUUGAUAUAGAUGAGCUGCAGCAGCUGAGGUAUGUCAUCGAGUCAGGAAAUGAGCUCCAAGUAUUUGGUAUUGAUCCAGUAUCAGGAGCCAUCUCCCUUAAGCAGCCGAUUCCCCUGCGAGCGGGUUCGUACACUUUGAGAGUUCUUGCCACAGAUGGCAAAUAUUCCUCUGAAGCUUCAGUUGUCAGGGUAACUAUCACUAACAAAGGUGAUGAUGCAACGCUCCACUGCCAGGAAACAGGCGUCUUCAAACAGCUGACCGAUAAACUGAUAGAGUCAAUCAAACCCAUUUUAACCAAUCUAGAGGAAGACAGGUUCUCAGAUGUUCACAUCACCAACCGACAUUCUCCCAAGUUUGAUUUGAGCAUCCCGAGUUCAAUUGACGUCAUUGAGGACCAUCCACUGAAUUCCACCAUUGUUCAGUUCAAGGCAACAGACACUGACACUGGGUUUAAUAGUAAGCUGGUAUACGCCAUUUCAAGCGGGAAUGAGGAUGGCUGUUUCUCCAUUGACACUUUCUCUGGCGAGCUUUGCUUAGUUUGCCCAUUAGACAGAGAGAGUAAAGAGUUUUACAUUUUGAACAUCACUGUUUAUGAUUUGGGAACACCACAAACAUCUGCAUGGAAGUUCAUCGCAGUCAAUGUCAUGGACGUCAACGACAAUCCUCCUGUUUUUGAUCAGCCGAGAUAUGUGAUACGUGUGCCUGAAAACACGGAGGUGGACUCCAUUAUUUUUACAGCUCGUGCAAUAGAUCUUGAUGUAGAUAUGAGCGGUAAUGUCCAAUACUCCCUGCUGACAUCAACUGAUAUGUUCAGAAUUGAUGAACAGACUGGUGAGGUGACUGUGACGGGGCGUUUGGAUCGAGAAACCUCUCCCAGGCAUGACCUCUGGAUCAAGGCCAGGGACCAAGCCAAACUCGGCCCUCAGUUGUUCUCCACGAUUGACCUUGUGGUGGUUUUGCAAGACAUAAAUGACAAUCCACCCAAAUUUGUACCAAAAGUUUACAAAAUAAAAGUUCCAGAGGAUGUACCCGUGGGCACUCUCCUCGUCUGGGUUGAGAGCGUUGACUUGGAUCUGGGCAGUGGAGGCCUCGUCACCUACAACCUUAAAAAUACAGAAGGCGGGAUCUUUCAUCUCGACUCCUCUACAGGUGCCUUGACCCUCGAGAGGGAAUUGGACUUUGAGAGGCGGCCAAUUUACAACCUCACGGUCCGGGCCGUGGAUCACGGCCUCCCUCGCUCCCUCUCCUCCUCUUGCUUUGUGGAGAUUCAGGUUCUGGAUGUCAACGAGAACGUCCACAGGCCUGUGUUCUCAAAGUUUGUGUAUGAAGCCGGAGUGAUGGAGGAUGCAGCUGUGGGGACACCGGUGGUCACGCUUACAGCUUCAGACAAGGAUCUGGGCAGAGAUGGAGUUGUCAGGUACCACAUCCAUGGGGGUUCUGGUCUUGGAGUGUUUGCCAUUGAUGAGGAAACAGGUGUGAUUCGUACAACAGAGACUUUGGACCGCGAGAUGAUGCCUCACUACUGGCUUUCUGUCUACGUCACUGAUCUGGGGACUGAGCCCCUGAUCUCAUGGAUUCAUGUCUUCCUGGAGGUCCUGGACGUUAACGACAACGCUCCAGAACUUUCUCAGCCAGUGUAUUUUGCAUCCGUCCAGGAGAAUGUGGACAAGGUCAAGUCCGUCGUCCAGGUGUUGGCCAAAGAUGUGGACACUUCUUCUGAGGGGAAGCUUUCCUUUCAAAUGCUGGAAUCUCACCGGACGUACUUUGAUGUGGACCCCAAAACAGGUGUUAUCAGCACUCUCUUGGCCUUGGAUCGGGAGGACAAACCAGAACACACCAUUGAGGUAAUCGUUGUAGAUAAUGGAUCCCCGUCACUGCGCUCCACCGCCACCGUCGUGAUCCGAAUUCUAGAUGCCAACGACAACCGACCAAAGUUCACAGACAAACUUUUCCACGUCAAGCUGCCUGAACAGCGCUUCCAGGCAGGUAAACAGGAAGUCUGCAGGAUGGUCGCCCGUGAUGACGAUGAGGGCUCAAACGCUGUGGUGGCCUACAAGCUCCAAGACAACAGGGACGAGCGUUUUGAGAUUGACUCAGUGACGGGUGUGGUGACAUCGCACGGCGAUUUCUGGCCUGGAAACUACAGUAUUCUCACGAUUAAAGCUACAGACCAGGGCACCCCGUCCCACUCGUCUACAGCGAGACUUGACAUAGAGUGGAUCGCCCGCCCACAGCCCUCUGCUGAGCCAAUCACGUUUGAUGAGCCCCUCUUCACCUUUGCUGUCAUGGAAACGGAGCCUAUCACUCACAUGGUGGGCAUCAUCAUGACGGAGACCCAUCGGCAGAGGUGGUUUGACAUCAUAGGUGGCGAUGAGGAAAAGGACUUUGACAUCCAGAGAAAUACAGGAACCAUCUCAAUUGCCCGCCGGCUCGAUGCGGCUCGACGCUCCAACUACAACAUCACGGUGCGGGUUACCGAUGGCCACCACAACGCCACCACACAGGCUUACAUCCGUGUGCUGGACAUGAAUGAGCAUCGUCCUGUCUUCCUGAAGAAGCUGUACGAGGUGAGGGUUCCUGAGGAUACUUCCCCUUGGAAAGACAUCCUGCAAAUCAGUGCGCACGACGCCGACACCAACAGUAAACUGGUGUACUCCAUCCACAGCAGCCUACAUCCAGACAGCACCAAGUUCUUCCAUCUGGACCCAAAGAGUGGAGUCCUGGUGAUGACAGAGGAGCUUGACUAUGAGAUGAUCUCUGUUCAUACCCUCAUCGUUAUGGUGCGUGACCAGGAGAUCCCAGUGAAGAGAAAUUUUGUGAAGGUGGUGGUUCAUGUGGAGGACUGUAAUGACCACUCUCCGGCUUUCCUAAGCCCCCACUACGAGGCCAGCAUCUCCAACCUGGCACCUACAGGCUCCGAGGUCAUCCGAGUCAAGGCCCUGGACAAGGACAUGGGCAGCAAUGCUGAAAUCAGCUACACUCUGCACUCAGGGAAUAUCGACAACAUCUUCUCCAUAGAUCCAGAGCUGGGCUCCAUCAGUGUGUCUAAACCUUUGGACCUUCAGCCUCAGGACCAGUUCCACUUGACAGUAAAGGCCACAGACCAGGGCUUCCCUCAGCGCAGUGACCUCUGCUCCGUCCACAUCCACAUCCGCAUAUCCGACCAAACCCCACCUACCUUCCCCUCAGAUGAAUACCUAACAGAGAUCAGUGAAUUGAGCACACUUGGAACACCAGUGGUCACCAUCACAGCCUCCAGCCCCGCUGCAGUGCAUUAUGGGAUAGAAAGUGGUAAUCUAAAUGCAACAUUCCAUAUCAACCCCUACAGUGGGUUGAUUUCAGUCCAGAAGCACCUUGAUUUCGAGAACUGUGCCUCUUACAAGCUCCAAGUUACAGCUUCCACCACAGCUGGAGCCUCGUCCAAGACUCUCGUUUACAUCUACGUGAUUGACGAGAAUGACAACGCACCCAUUUUUCAGCAAAGGGAGUACCUGGGGCAAAUAAGUGAGUCAGCUCACAUCAACAGCAUGGUUAUGGGAGAAAGAAACACCCCUCUGGUCAUCCAGGCAUCAGAUGCAGACAGAGAUGCAAAUUCCCUGCUGGCGUAUCAGAUCCUUGAACCGGAGGCCCUCAACGUCUUCAAGAUAGACUCAAGUAUGGGCACUAUCUCUUUAAUUUCACCAGUUGACUUUGAAACCAAGGCAGAGUAUCACUUCACCGUGCAGGUGAAGGACUCAGGGGAGCCAUUGUUUUAUGCAACAGACCCUGCCAAGGUCACUGUUCGUGUUCUGGACCUGAAUGACUGCCCACCACAAUUCACUACGCCUGUGUAUGAGCCAUCCAUCAUAUUCCCAGCUGUCAGGGAUGCAGAGGUUGUGCGCGUCAUGGCCCAUGAUGCUGACUCAGCAGUCUCAUACAGCAUCACCGAGGGGAAUCGUCACAAUGCCUUUUCAAUUCACCCCAAUACUGGAGUCAUCACCGUGAGCAAUGUGUCUGAGUUUAGACCAUUUUAUCAACUGGUUGUCAAAGCCUCUGACGGCCUCUACAAAGACUCAGCUGUCGUCAAGGUAAACGUAACAAACCUAACAGCCAGCGAUCUUGGAUUUGACCAGAAAGCGUAUUCAGUAAGCAUUACAGAAAACCUAAAGACAGUCAAAACUUUGACGGCACUCAAAACCAAAGGUUGUUAUUUAAAUGAGCCUCUUUUAUAUUCUGUGAUAAACCCAAUGGGAAAGUUUGCAAUUUCCGAGACAUCAGGCAUUCUUGAAACAACAGGUAUCCCUUUUGACAGAGAGGAACAAGAUGUUUAUGACGUUGUGGUGAAGGUACAAGACAUGAGAACACCGCCUAGGACAGCUACAACCCAGGUUAAGGUUUUUAUAGAUGAUGUCAAUGACAACUUUCCACAGUUUCUGAACUUGCCCUUUUCAAUGAUGAUUUCUGAAGCCUCUGAGCCAGGAGAUGUUUUGUAUCAAGCAACUGCAAUUGAUAGAGAUCUGGGAGAGAAUGGAUCCAUCAUGUACUCACUGGAGGAGGACUACGACCUCUUCAGGAUAGAUCCUGAUGUAGGGGAUGUUUCCCUCCAAAGGCCUCUUGAUUUCGAAGCUCUGAAUAAGUAUGUGUUGACAGUGUUGGCUAUAGAUGAGGGUCAGCCCAGUCACAGCACAAUGGCACAGCUCAGUAUUCAAGUGAGGAAUCAAACAAACCCAGUUUUCCAGACCCUUCUGUAUCCCCUGAAAGUUCCCGAAAAUGUCCCCCCAUUCACUACCAUCUUACACGUCCAGGCCAGGAAUCCAGAGGGCUAUCGGCUCAUCUACAACCUUGAAGAGGAAAAUGCCUCAAAACACUUUCACAUUGAUUUCAAAACUGGUGUGUUGACAGUCACAAACCCCCUCGACUACGAGAGCCAAACCAUGCAUGUGUUGACAGUUCGAGCUACUGACUCUGUUACUGGAGCUUUUUCAGAGGCCUCCAUUGAAGUAGAAGUAGAAGAUGUGAAUGAUAAUGCACCAGUUUUCUCAAAGCUAACACACUCUGUUAACAUUGCUGAGGGGCUCCCAGUUGGCACCUCUGUGAUACAACUUUCUGCCUCUGAUAGGGACUCUGGCAGAAAUAGAGAUCUUACCUUUCAGGUGGUGAAAACAGAGAGGAACGAGACUGAUUUCUUUGAGGUAGAUCAUAGUGGGUUGAUUGUCACAAAACAGUUGCUGGACCAUGAAAACACAAAAAACUUUAAUUUGAAAAUCAGAGCAACUGACAAUGGCACAGUUCCUCUUAGUAGUGAAGCCUAUGUCUUCGUAAAUAUCACUGAUGUCAACGACAACCCACCAGACUUCGUCAGCUCCCAGUAUGAAGCCACACUGGAUGAAAUGGCAAAGUGUGGCCACAUAGUCAUCAAAAUCCAAGCUUCAGAUCCUGACACUGGGGACCUGAACAACCUCAAGUACAAAAUUCUCUCAGGGAAUGAAGGCCGGUACUUCAACAUCAAUGAAUCCUCAGGAAUCAUCUCCUUUUCUAAUGUCUGCAAGAGGAAUCUGGAUCCUUACUUCAACCUGACAGUGGCUGUGUCCGACGGAGUGUUUCAGAAAACAGCACCAGUCAAUAUUGAGAUGAUGAACAGCAAUAGGCAUAGUCCAUACUUCAAGCAGAGCAUCUAUGAAGCAGAGCUGGCUGAAAAUGCAGAGGCAGGAACCCGUGUGAUCCGAUUAGCGGCCAUUGACCCUGACGAUGGGCCAUAUGGCAGUGUUGACUACACCAUCAUAAACAAACUUGCUGAUGAGAAAUUUGCCAUUGACAAUGGUGGGCAGAUUGUUACGACACAACCAUUGGACAGAGAGAACCCGGGCCAGAGAGUCAUAGCUAUCAAAGUGAUGGCAAAAGAUGGCGGCGGAAAAGUGGCCUUUUGCACAGUGAAGAUUAUUCUCACAGAUGAAAAUGACAACGUUCCUCAGUUCAAAGCAUCAGAAUACCAGGUUUCAAUUCAGUCUACUCUAAAUAAAGGCUCCCCUGUCAUUCAAAUCAUGGCAUAUGAUGCAGAUGAUGGCAAAAAUGCAGACGUCACCUACACAGUAGAUGAAGCCGAAGAGGUGACCGAAGACAUUAUCGAGAUCAACCCUUUCACUGGAGUAGUGAGUGUCAAAGAGAGUCUUGUUGGCAUGGAGAACAGGAUCUUCAACUUCAAAGUCAAAGCUCGCGACGGCAGUCUUCCUUUCUAUAACUCCACGGUCCCUGUUCAGGUCAAAGUGGUUCCUCCUGAGGUUCCUCUCCCAAAGUUCUCAGAGCCUCUCUACACUUUCUCAGCUGCAGAGGACAUCCCCAUAGGGACAGAGAUAGGCUCUGUGAGGGCGGACUCCGACAUGCCCCUUAUUUACAGCCUGGUAAAUGGAAACACUGUGGAAAGCAACAAAGACAAAGUGUUCAGUUUGGACAAAGAAAGUGGAACUUUGCUGUUGCAGAAGACCAUCGAUCAUGAAAAGACAAAAUGGUAUCAGAUAGAUGUGAUGGCUCAGGGGAGCCACAAUGGGACUGAUGUUGCAUCACUGGUGUCAAUCAGCAUCCAGGUCCAAGAUGUGAAUGAUAACCAGCCAAUGUUUGAUGCAAACCCAUACAAGGCUUUCCUGGCUGAAAACAUGCCUGCUGGAACCACUGUUAUUCAGGUGACUGCCAAUGAUCCGGACACAGACAGCAAUGGUCUUGUGACCUACAGCUUGGAGUCUCUACCUGAUGACACCACAGCGGACAUCAGAGAGGUAUUCUCCAUCGAUGGAGACAGCGGCUGGAUCACCACAAUACAGGAGACGGACUGUGAGGCAACCAGGGUUUACAGGUUUAACGUGGUCGCCAUAGACCACGGCGGCGACAUCAAGCUGUCGUCCAGCGUCCUGGUGGAGGUGACAGUGACUGACGAGAACGACAAUCCGCCAAAGUUCUCUGAUGAUGUGUACCGCGGCUCGGUGGUGGAGAACAGCAGCCCUGGUGAAGUCAUUAUCUCCAUGACGACCGUUGAUGCUGACGUGUCACUGGAGAACCGCCUUGUGACCUGUUACAUCACAGAUGGGGACCCUUUGGGCCAGUUUGCCAUCAUCCAGGAGGACGAGGGCGAGUGGGGUUUGAUUGUGAAGGAACCUCUGGACAGAGAGACCAAAGACAGAUACACACUCAAAGUCACGGCCACUGAUGGGAAGUUUGAGGCUCCGGUUAUGGUGGAGGUCCACGUGCUGGACAUCAAUGAUAACAGUCCACUGUGUGAGCAGCUGGUGUACACGGAGGCGGUGAUGGAAAACUCGCCCCCCAGCCUGUUUGUGCUGAAGGUUUCGGCUUCAGAUCCAGACGUGGGAGCUAAUGGCCAAAUCUCCUACACCCUCCACGGUCCUGACGCAGACAAGUUCCAUCUCGACCACAGGACAGGUGAGCUGUUUUCUCUGGCUGUGUUAGACCGGGAGAAGGAGGUUGAGUACAACCUGGUGGCCAAGGCUACGGACGGCGGGGGACAGUCAUGUCAGGCAGACAUACUGUUGAAGAUCCAGGACAUGAAUGACAACCCGCCUCGCUUCUCCUCCAGUCACUACGAGGUCACCGUGUUUGACAACACGACCGUCCGAACUCCCAUCGCUGUCAUAUACGCCAAGGACCCAGACACUGGUAUAAACUCUGAGGUGAAAUACUCCCUCCUGGCGGGCGACAGUGGCUACUUCUCUCUGGACGAGUUUUCGGGGAUCCUGCGGCUGGAGCGACCUCUGACCUCCGACUCCCCGCCCACCUUUGAGCUGAAGGUGAAGGCCACUGAUCGUGGCCUGCCUCGUCACCUCUAUUCCGUUGCCUCAGUGACGGUGGAUGUGGUCUCCCUGGACGACUACCAGCCUGUCUUCCUGAACUCGGAGUACACCGCUCAGAUCCCGGAAUCGUUGGCAGUCGGGUCGGAAGUGCUGAGCGUCUCUGCCCUGACUAGGGAUGGUGGAGGACCAGAUCCCAUUGUCUACCGCAUCGUGUCCGGCAACGAGGGCGGACGGUUCCUGCUGGACUCACGGACAGGACUUAUGACCCUUAUUGCGCCGCUGGACUUUGAAGUGUCCCGGGAGCACUUCCUGUCUGUGGAGGGAAGUCGUGGCAAGUCAUCCCUCAGCGACAUCACCACGGUUAUAAUCAACGUGACCGACGUGAACGACAAUGCGCCAGUGUUUGGCCGAGGCGACUUCAGCACAGAGAUAUUAGAGGAUCUCCCGCCUGGAAGCCUGGUAAUGAAGGUAACGGCCACCGAUCAGGAUGGUCCAAUCAACAAUCUGGUGCGUUACUCCAUAGUGAGCGGAGACCCUCAGCAGCAGUUCUCCAUUCACUCUCGUAGUGGAGAAAUCACUGUCCGCACUGCGCUGGACAGAGAAGAGAUCCCUCAUUACUCUCUGACGGUGCAGGCAGCAGAUGAAGGUGAUCCUCCUCUUUCCUCUGCGGUUCUCAUUACCAUCACGGUCGUCGAUGUUAACGACAACCCACCCCUCUUCUCCCAGGUCAACCACAGUCUGCUGCUACAGGAGGGCGAGUCACUUGGCAGCAGCAUCCUCCAGCUCGUGGUGACGGACAAAGACACGCCCAGGAACGGCCCGCCUUUCUCCUUCCACAUAGUCAGUGGCAACGAGGACCACCGUUUCCACGUUGACCAGGGUGGCCUUUUGUCGCUCUCUGCUCCUCUCAGAAAGAAGGUCAAACGCCAUCACCAGCUCAAGAUUCAAGUGACAGACAGCGGCCACCCUCCCCUUUCCUCCAUCUGCGUGGUCAACAUCAACGUCACAGAGCAGAGUAAGUAUCCACCCUCUGUAGUGCCUAUGGAGGUCUUCAUCACUACAUCUGGCGGACUGUUUGCCAACCGAGUCAUCGGCAGGCUCCACGCCUCAGACCAGGACCUGCAGGACGUCCUGACCUACAAGCUGGUAUCAGAACACCCAGACAAGGGGAGGUUCUCGGUCGACCUGGCUGAUGGCAAGAUCUGGGCAGAUGAAAACCUGGAGGAGGGCUCGUACUCCCUCAACGUCAGCGUGACUGAUGGAAAGUUCAGUGUCUGGACUGGGGUCAGAGUACACGUGUGGGCGGCUGACCAGAGGGUGCUGGACUCCGGCCUGACGUUGCAGCUGGAUGGGUUGUCACCGGAGGAGUUUCUGGGCGACCACUGGAGAGGCCUCCAGCGCAGCCUAGGACAAGCUCUGGGUUUACCCAGACAAGAGCUUCACCUAGCCAGCCUGCAGCAGCUGCCUGACUCCCAGGUCCUGGAGGCCCUGCUGAUCUGGAGGCGUCAGAGUGGAACCGUUCAGUCUCUGCCAACCAACAGACUUGCAGGUAUUAUAUCGGACGUUGAGGACUCUCUGGGUCUCAGGAUCCUCAGGGUGAGCCACAAUGGAUGUCUGGGUACCGGCUGUCCACCGCGAGGCUGCAGGAACGCCGUCCGACUGACAGGAGAAAGACUGAACCAUUUCACCACCGCCAGAGCUGGUUACAUCACCCCAAGACACACAUGGGAGAGCGUCUGUCCAUGUAACGAGUCGGCGGUGAGGUUUGACGGUAAAUCCUACCUGAAGUACCUUCACAGGAUGGAUGAGGACAACCAGGAUUUCAAACUGUCACUGAGCUUCAAGACUCUCCAGGAGCAAGGCCUCAUCAUGUCCACCAACAGCACCAACGACUGGGGAACUUUACAGGUGAUUGAUGGAGAGCUGCAGUUCAGGUUCAGCUGUGGAAACAACUCCCCUGGUUCCUUACUGAUUAAAUCUGAUCCAGUGUCAGACGGCCAGUGGCACAACGUCCUGCUGGAGGUCGACUCCACCGCCCUGAGACUGACCCUGGACCGGCAGCAUCCAGCCUUCACCACCUUGACCGAGCCGUGCCGGAUGAUGCGCGCCCAUGGUGCUUUGCUCUUCUCUUCUUUAGCUCAGGACUCUGCUCAGGAGGUCCAACAGCGCCCAUAUAAUUUCAUUGGCUGCCUAGAGGGCCUGGAGCUCAAUGGGGAGCCAAUUAGGGUGGGUGACACAGCGGAGUGGGCCGGGCUGGGGAGCAGGAGGGUGUUUGGCGUGUACCAGUGCUGCAGCAAGGCAGGAGCCUGUGACAACAACCCCUGUCAGAACAAAGGAGUCUGCGAGGAGGACGCCAGCGGAGAGCCACGCUGCAGGUGUGCAGGACUCUUCUACGGCGCCCGCUGCGAGCUGGCAGACAACCCAUGUGCCUCCCAGCCAUGUGCCCACGGCGAGGAGUGUGUACCCAAGGCUCCAGGUUACAUGUGCAACUGCUCGCUGGACAAUACUGAAGCAGGGUGCCAUAAGGUAAAAAGUGCUGUAUCUCCAAUGAUUGGUUAUGUGGAAAUCAUGGAGAUCAGUGCCAGCGUGCUUGGAUUACUCUUCUUGGUUGCCGUCUUCGUUUGCAUCAGGAAACGUUAUGUUCAGCAGAAGAAGAAAAGGCCCGUCUGUGUCCAGGACUCCAAUGGCUAUUUCACGCCCUGUCUGUCCAAGAGCCUCAAAGCCAAAAACCAAGAAGUCAACCCUAUUGAGAUGAACACAUUGGUCGGUCCCAUCAACGACCUCGACCACACGCCAUUCAGGUCACUUCGCCCAUGCAGCCAGAUCAUUUCAUCAGGAGGCGGGGUUUCCUCUCCAAAGACACAGGGACCGGUAGUGUGCAGUGUUGCCCCCAACCUCCCCACCAGACCGCCGUCCAGCUCAGACAAUGACUCCAUCAGGAAGAACCACUGGGAUAUGGACUACGAAGUUUAUCCAGCUGACCCAGACUACUAUGGCCGCCCAGCAGUUCAGGAGUUCCCUCAGUUUGACAUCGUAGAAGACACCUACUCCACCUCCACCAUGGACUCGCGGAGGAACUCUCGAUUCGGUGGCUUCCCGUUCCCGCUAGAUCGCUGUGACCGUCGCGCUCCCCUACCGCCCUGCUACAGCAACCAGAACCUGGACGACUUCCUGGGUCCCGACGGGCUUCCUCUUCCCAGCUCCCAGUGCCCCAACGAGUACACCGCCAUCAGCUAUUACCCAACGCAGCACACCCGCAGCCUCGAUAACGUCUCGGGAGGAUACAAGAGACUCAGCAUGCGUCUGAGUGUGGCUAUGCCAUCGUAUGCAGAGCAGGCCAGCCCGCCGCCGCCGGCGAACUCCGCUCAGCCUCAAACGCGGCAAGCAGGACAGAACCCGCGCAGCUAUGACGAGUCGAGCAUUGUGGAGAGCGAUUAUGGGAGCUGCGAGGAGGUGAUGUUUUAAGUUUUGUUUUGAAGCCUUGUUCUUUCCGGUGAUUAUUCACUUUUAGUUUCAUAUGGGAACCUAAGCAGUACAAGUACACGCCACUAUGUUCUACUACUCCAUUCUAAGGCAGGUUUGUGUAAAAGUACACUUCUCAGAUGGGACUCUUUGAAACUAAUGAAGAGCAGCUCAGCAGUCUCUCACUGUGAGAGUCUUUUUUUUUUUUUUUUCCCCCAUUCUGACAGAGAUGAAAGCACCAUGUGAAACAAAAGUUCAGAUGUCUUUCAUUUGUUUGACUUGCAUCAGACUAGACCGGGUAAUUUCAAGAACCCCUCGGUUACCUCCGCGGAAGAGGUUCAGCAGAAGUUCAUCCCUUUAUCUGAGAGACGCCGCCGAGAGCGCUUGUUAACUUGUUAUGGGUUGUCAAAUCGUGAACAGUAUUACUGCUUGACUGUUUCAAAUUCAGAAUAAAGCAAAACAAGACAUUUUUUAAGCUUCGACGUGGGACAACCGACUCUUGGAGGAGGAAUAUGCCAAACACCUGCGUAGCAAACACACAUUUCACUUCUCACCCUUGUCUAAAAAGAAAACCAUUCCAAAAACAUCAAUUUCAGAUAAUGGUAUGUUUCAGAUAAUGGUAUGUUUACUACACACCAUAUGAUGUGAUUGAACGUGAGAAUGCAGACACGAGGAAAAUACAGUUGCAACUUGGCAUUCAGACAACAGAGUACAUACAGAAAGGCCUUUGUGAUUAAAUCCGGACAGAGCUUUGGUGAGGACUGUUGCAAUGUAUGAAAUGUAAAUGACCAAUGGGGUUUAUCAUAGCCACAUUCUGCUGGAUGUUCAUGUUUAUAUGAAAUGCUUUUCACAACCCUGUCAUAAAAGAACUGAAUGUCAGAAAAACACACAGGUUUAAUGUGUGUCUAAUGUUGGCCUACUAUUUCAUAUUUAAAAUGUAUUAAAAAAGACGCAGGAUAAAUAUUUCAUUGAAUUUUAAUCUGCUUACUGUUGCUCUUGUUUAUUGUUGUUGUUUGUUACAAUGAAACGGGGCUGGAUCCUCAUUUAAAAAAAAAAAAAAGUGGGACAAGGUGAUGUCAGUCAUGAAAUAGAUGUACUUUAUAUUCGAGUGUUACUGGUAUCAAUGCCGUUUCCAUUACUGUAAAAUUCUGUAGGUAAGCAUCUCAUCGUGGAUUUUAAUUAGUGUGAACUAGAUUACAGUAUUUUCUUUGGAGGAGACACUGCAGUGUUGCUGCCCUUGAUGGUAAAAGGAACACUUCAUGUGGAGUAGUUUUUGCAGCUGUAAAGAAAUGUCUACACAGCCAUUUUAAAUGGUAAAUAUGCAAGCCUCAAAGAAAUGCUUGUUUUGGUCAAGAGGUUGUUAAAUAUUAAAAAGUAAGUUUUAUACUGAAUAGUAGAGACGAUGUUUAGCCUGAACAGCAUUUCCUAAAUUCAGAGUUGUGAUAUCACAUCAGAACUUCUUUUACAAGAAUUUAGAGCACCAACUAUUAUAUUAUGUGUCAAUAAUCUGCUGAUUCAGGUGGAGCUGGCAAUUGUUUGGCAUUUUUGCUUGAAAGAAUGGGUUCUUAAACAAUAGUUGUAUUAAUUUCUGCUCACCGACUAUUCAUUUCACCUUUAAUCGUCAAUCUUUUCAGAAAAAUGUAUUAAAAUAAUGAAAACUUAACAUUAUAACUACAACUUGCUCCCAAAUUAAUUUUUGAAUGUUAAAAAAGUAUUUGAUUUUUCCAUGUGAAGUGGAAAAAUGUUUUUCAGUUGUAUUGUUGAUCCAGGAUCAAUUGAAUUAUCAUUUCAGCUUCGAAAUAAUUCAUGGAUUUCUCAGUGUUUUCUAAUUAACUGCACUCACAAAAAGAAAACUUACUGUGAAAGCCAAGGAUUUCCCCUUUUAGUAAACUGAACAAAUAGUGUGACAGUCUCUGUGCUUUGUUUAGGUAUAACAUACUGUAUGUGUUAGUAUAGCUCAACACCACAUGCAUUAUGUAUAAGUUGACACAAGUGUAAUGAAAACAUGUUUCAAUUUGGCCACUCAGCAGCCUGUUCCUCAGUCUAUAUUCAGACAUGAAGAGCAAAUCCAUUCCAUAGCUUUAACAACCAACAUCAGCAAGAGAUUGUACUGUCCAAACACCACAAAACCUGGAUCAGGUCGUUUGUGAAUUCCAGUGAAGAUUGACUGCCUCAAAGAUCACAUCUGAAAGACAAAUCGGUUUAUCCAGCUGUUUGGACAGUUUGUGUUUUGGGAAACGAUGGAGAACGUGUACACAGUGUUUACUGCUGCUUCCUCCAUGUAAACGUGUUGGGGAUGCAGAUGAUGCUUGUACUUGGAGAAAGACAUUUGUUGUAACAUGUAGGUGUUAACGAACAUCAGGGUGGCUAGACAGGUCAUCACUCUAGUUUAACUGUGACUCUCUCAGUCGUUCUUAACGUCCUAACUGCCAAAUUUCUCCCUAAAUCAAAUUGAUUUCUGAAGAAGGACGACAAAUAAAUUAGGCUUUGGAAGCAAAAUUCGGGAUGCAUUCAGAGAGACUUGGAGGAUCACUUCAGUUUAUCUGAUGCACAGAGGCCAAAUCUUGCUUACAAACAAACUAUAGCUUUGUGAUGUGUUUAACCCAGGCUGGCACAAUUUAACAAACAAACACGAACGUAUUUAGCAAAAUCUGGGAAUGUGUCACUAAAUCCUCUCAACAGUUUAACUGCCAUUGUUGUUGUGUGCUGUGGGUAAAUGUCCAAUGUGUGUCUAUCACUGGUGGUUAAACUGUGAAAUAUAUUUUUUUUCAGUCCUUUGUAGAAAUAAUCUGCAGGUAUUGUGUUGUACAUGCAGUCUGUAUCUGUGUGUUGCUGUUGUAGGUUGUGCAGAAUAUGACUUUACUUGAAUGUAAGUUACAUUUGUUUUCAUUCAUAAAGUUUAUUUUUGUAUCAAUGUGGGCCUCCCCAUGUUUUGCUCUGUUGUUUCUCUGUGAGAGAUUUUUAUUAAGAUGCCGUCUUUCCGUUUUUGUUUUUCAACAUUGUAAAGAGUAUAUGAAUAAAGAUAUUAUCUUCUAUGAACACUGAA
Messenger RNA from Micropterus dolomieu (smallmouth bass), 16193 nucleotides. It is a transcript of the gene fat2, whose product is annotated as FAT atypical cadherin 2. Gene Ontology annotation, cellular component: plasma membrane; cell-cell junction. Gene Ontology annotation, molecular function: calcium ion binding. The record is from RefSeq and is a predicted model, not a curated record. Gene Ontology annotation, biological process: homophilic cell-cell adhesion. The transcript is spliced from 28 exons. NCBI's taxonomy places the organism in Eukaryota, Metazoa, Chordata, Actinopteri, Centrarchiformes, Centrarchidae. The coding region runs from base 131 to 13150 and encodes 4339 amino acids.